This is a messenger RNA of Syngnathus acus (greater pipefish), 977 nucleotides long. RefSeq names its product partner of NOB1 homolog (gene pno1). Bases 100 to 837 code for a protein of 245 amino acids. The record is from RefSeq and is a predicted model, not a curated record. The transcript is spliced from 7 exons. Gene Ontology annotation, molecular function: RNA binding. Lineage: Eukaryota; Metazoa; Chordata; Actinopteri; Syngnathiformes; Syngnathidae. Gene Ontology annotation, cellular component: nucleolus.
UAGGUCUUUCCAGUUGCACGAGGACAUCAUCACACUCCAGGCUCACGAUUUAGCCUAGUUUUUACUUCACAAUCGCACUUUUUAAACGUGAAUUUCACCAUGGAUCCGGGGACAAAUGACGCAAUGGAAGCUGGCGCGGUAGAAAAGCAGGAUGACACUGACAGUUUUAUCAAAGUUAAGUCUAAAAAGAGCCAAAAGAGGAAACGCGAGGCAGCUGAUAUGGACACAGAGGGUCCAGUAGCAAGCAAGAGGCCACAGUUUCCACCUAUUUCGCAAGACAAAUUAAGGGGAGCGGAUCAGAUGCGUAAAGUGGCUGUCCCAGCUCACCGUUACACACCGCUAAAGGAGAACUGGCUGAAGAUCUUCACUCCCAUCGUGGAGAACCUGCAGCUUCAAGUCAGAUUCAACCUCAAAACGCGAAAUGUGGAGAUAAAAACUUGCAAAGAAACACAAGACAUUGCGUCACUCACUAAAGCAGCAGAUUUUGUGAAAGCCUUCAUUCUGGGCUUCCAGGUUGAAGACGCCUUGGCUCUGGUCAGACUGGACGAGCUCUUUCUCGAAUCCUUCGACAUUACAGACGUGAAGCCGCUGAAGGGCGAUCAUUUGUCCCGAGCCAUUGGCAGGAUCGCAGGCAAAGGAGGGAAAACCAAAUUCACCAUCGAAAACGUUACCAAGACUCGCAUCGUUCUGGCCGACACCAAAGUCCACUUAUUGGGCUCCUUUCAAAACAUUAGGAUGGCUCGGACAGCCAUAUGCAACCUCAUCCUAGGAAGUCCACCUUCGAAGGUCUACGGAAAUAUCCGGGUGGUCGCCAGCAGAGCUGCAGAAAGAUUCUGAACCGGUCUUCUGUGCUGGGGUUGAUAAGAGCUCAUUUGAAUUGAAUCAUCAUGGACUUGACAUUAUAUGAGGAAUCGGAGAUUGGUGGGGUGAAUGUUUUUGUGUAAAUUUUGUGUGUAUAUAAAAAAAUAUGCAAAUCA